Messenger RNA from Coturnix japonica (Japanese quail), 6876 nucleotides. RefSeq names its product mitogen-activated protein kinase kinase kinase 14 (gene MAP3K14). The record is from RefSeq and is a predicted model, not a curated record. Gene Ontology annotation, molecular function: protein serine/threonine kinase activity; ATP binding. Lineage: Eukaryota; Metazoa; Chordata; Aves; Galliformes; Phasianidae. Gene Ontology annotation, biological process: canonical NF-kappaB signal transduction; protein phosphorylation.
GGUCGUGGCGCUGCCUUUGAAUUCCUCGUUGGUGACUCACCCGCUUCGAGCUGUGAAACGCGGCGCGUUGUGGCGGGGCCGAGCUGGGAUCGCCGCUUCCCUUGGGCCGCUCCGGGCUCAGCGCGUGUGAAGGGCGGCCCGGCCGGUACCCGGCCCUUAUAACGCUGAGGAGCUUCCAUGUGUGCUGAGCUGGGCAGAACUUUGGGGUUGUUUGGUGUCUGUAGGUGUGAGUUGGAAGGCUCGGGCUGUGCUGCGGUGUCACAGUGAGCGCUGGGCCCUGCUGACAGCACGGAGCUGGUUCGGAUCCACUCGGUGCUGGGGGUGACCCAGCCGGGUGCAGCUGUGUCCCAUGGGCUGCAGGGCAGAGUGCUGGCGGUGGGCUCUGAGCUGGGAAAGCUGAGUGCAUCAAACACAUGGGGACACGCUGCCAUUCACAUCUCUGCUCAUGAAGGGACUCGUGCUGAGGGAAACAGCGACAGAUGGUUGGUACAUGGAGUUCUGCUCACGGAUGUUUCCCUGCAGCUCUUGUGUCCCGGCUGCAGGAGGGCCGGGUGGAUACUGGUGCUCUCCAUCCCAGGGUAAGCAGAAAUAGGAGCUUGCAGUGCUUGCCAUCAAACCAGUGGAACAGGAGGUGUCUGUAACAAACCUCACUGACAGCACCGGGAGUCCUGCACAGCUGGAGGGCAAUGGGAGCCAUCAGGCCAUGGGAGCACCAUGCAGAGGAGGCAGCACCGUACAGAGGAGGCAGCACAGUGUGAGGAGCAGCCCAGCAUUGCACCUCCUGCUCUGGCUGCUGCCCUGCAGCCUGUGCUCCUUCCCAGCCCGGAGCUCCUCGUACCUCCAGGAAGUCUUUUCUCCUCUCUUUGCGUGCGCAGUGUGUGAGUUAAGGACAAGGGGCGUGUGCUGAGCGCUGCAGCUUUCUUUUCUCAAUCCCUACUGAGACAAAGCGAAACUUCUCCCUCCCGUCAGCACGGAGCUGCUCUGCGCUGCAGUAACAUGCUGUGAGCUGACGCUGCUGGGAACGGAACCGCCUGAGUUUGGGCUGGAGCCCCAACGUGGCAGCCCAGCCUUGUCCUGCUGGAGCUGAGGGCAUUGUGUUGUGUUGGUGGAGUCCCCAAGUCAGCGCUGCUCAUCGCGCUCUUCUCAAUAAGGAAGUGGGAAACCUCAUGGAGACGACGUGAAAUGUCAACAUGAAGCAGCUGCAGCACACUCAGAUUGGGAGAGCAGAGCUGUGUGCAAUGCAGGACACUGCUGGGGUGGGAAGGGGCAGCGGGGAGCUGCUGGGGGGAAGGUGGAAGGAGCAGGAAGCCCCGCAGCACUGCUCUGUGCCCCGCAGCCCCAUGCAGCUCCCAGCGGAAGCCGUCAGCUCUGUGCCGGUGCUGCCGCAGCACAACUGAUACCAUGUCGGCUUUCGUUCUGUACAACUGCACUUUCUAUUUUACAGCAGUGAGAACUGACGUUGGUUAACGGGCUGAGAGCUGCAGCCUUCCUCAACAACCCUUCCCGCUGCCAUCCAGGGCCCUGCGUGGAUCGGUGCUGCAGCGCUCGCCUUCACUUAGUGCCUCGUUACCUGACCUCUCCUUUUCCUCUGGCAAAGCACGAGCCCGUGCACACAUCUGCAGGAGGAAGGAAGGAAGCCAGGGGUACUGAAAUCAAGAGUUGAGUCUCAGUGAUGUGGAUGAGCCAGAGGAGGUUCUGAAAGCAGCAGAGCUGGGACCCGCAGCGCCAGGGGCUGUGAAGCUGUGAAAUGGCAGUGAUGGGGAUUGUGUGCCAUGGAGCUCCCGCUCCGCCCACCAAGCAGCAGCAGGAGCUCAGUGCCACCAAAGGGCUGCACGAGGCCGCCAGCGAGAAGCAAAGCAGCGUUUGCAAAGUGGAGGAUUCCAAGAAAGCCAUCUUCCACAGCCAGUGGAAAAUCCUCAACGACGUCAUCACCAAAGGAACAGCAAAAGAAGAAACAGAAGGAGGCUGCGCGUCCAUCUCCAUUAUUGCCCAGGCAGAGUGUGAGAACAGCCAGGAGUUCAGCCCCACGUUGUCAGAGAGAUCCUUCAUUGCCCACAGCAAACGUUACAGCCGCUCAGACAGCCUCGAUCAGAUCCCAAACAAUGUGGCCCACGCGACGGAGGGGAGGAUGGCUCCCACCUGCUGGAGGGGGAGGCAUCGUGGUAAGGCGAGGAAGAAGCGUCACAAGAAACGAUCCAAGCUGAAAAUACAAACAGUGGCUGCUGGCAGACGGGGCCCCAGAACUCCAGAACAGGAGAGCUGCACUCCCAUUCCCGUACAGGAGGAUGAAACACACCACAGUGCUCUCUACAGAAACAGCUUUUGGUUAUCAGAACUGAACAAGAACUGGCUUUACGAUCCACCCCCGUUUCAGAAACCCGAGAAAGUUCUGUCCGCAGGCAAACUCAAUUCAGUGGGCAGCCAGCACAAAACUGACCUGCACAAGCUGAUAAGCCCUGUCCAGUGCCUUAAUCAUGUCUGGAAGCUGCACUACCAGAGGGACAACGUCCCUCAGCCUGAAACUGUCCGUCCUUUUCCAUACAACAUCCUGCCCCCUCCAUUCCCACAUCUGGACAGUCCUAUCCAUCCCAUGAAGCUUAAUGCUCUGGAGACAUAUUUCCAUCACGAUCUCAAUUACCCAGACAGUGAGCAUCGCUUGUCUGGCCUGAACUUGGGAUUCAGCUUCCCCAAGUGCGUCAGCCAGUCCAUGAAGAGCAGCUUGGACAAGGUUUCUGUGGAAGAAUACUUGGUGGACGCCUUGAAGGGCAGCGUGAGCCUCGGGGAGCCGCAGAACUUGGCCAGCCUUGCCAAGACGUGGAGGGGAGGCGGUCUGGACCUGAAGGAACAGCUUCAAAAGGCAGAUGAGAAUGAAGGCGUGCUGCUCACUGAGAAACUGAAGCCGGUGGAUUACGAGUACCGAGAAGAGGUUCACUGGACCAAGUGCCACGGCUCUCUGGGCAUCGGCUCCUUUGGAGAAGUGUACAAAGUAGAGGACAAGCAGACGGGAUUCCAAUGCGCUGCCAAAAAGGUGCAGGUCGAACACUUCCGUGCAGAGGAGUUAACGACGUGCGCGGUGAUAACGAGCCCUAAAGUUGUGCCGUUGUAUGGUGCUGUGAAGGAGGGACCUUGGGUGACCAUCUUCAUGAAGCUGAUGGAGGGUGGAUCACUGGGUCAGCUAAUUAAGCAGAGCGGCUGCCUGCCCGAGGACAGAGCCCUCAGUUACCUGGGGCAGGUGCUGGAAGGCCUGGAGUACCUGCACGCUCAGAACAUUCUCCAUGGAGAUGUGAAAGCGGAAAACGUGCUUUUGUCUGACGAUGGGAGCAGAGCUCUGCUGUGUGACUUUGGUCACUCUGCUCACCUCCAUCCUGACGGCCUGGGGAAGUGCUUGGUCACAGGGAACUACGUGCCCGGCACGGAGACACACAUGGCUCCAGAGGUGGUGCUGGGGAAGCGCUGCGACUCCAAGGUGGACGUGUGGAGCAGCUGCUGCAUGAUGCUGCACAUGCUGAACGGGUGCCACCCCUGGACGCAGUAUUACAACCAUCCCCUUUGUCUGAAGAUCGCGAAGGAGCCGCCUCCUCUGAGGGAAAUUCCACCUUCCUGCAACCCCCUCACUGCUGAGAUCAUUAAAAUGGGGCUGCAGAAGGAGCCCGUGCAGAGGGCGUCUGCGUCCGAGCUGAGGACCAAGGCCAGCACUGCGCUGCAAGAAGUGGGAGGUGUGACGAGCCCCUGGAAAGGCGAAUACAGAGAGCCCCGGCGAUUGGCACUGCACAAAGAGAGCAACCCGCAGACAUCCCUGCCCCCUGCAGUGAGCCCAGCCUCGGCCGCUCCUGACCCAGACCCUGCAGCCCGAGGCUGCUGUGCCAGCCCUGCGCCUCCACCGGCCCCGGAGCGAACGCAGCAGCGCGAGGGAACCCGCUGCAACCCCAGCAGGGAGCUGCCCCGGAUCUGGGAUCCUCCUCCUCUCUCCUCCCCUCCCCUCCCCUUGAAGAGCUGCAGCCACACGGAGAGAACGACCACCAUUUCUGAACAGGAGCUGCAGCAGCUGGAGAUCGAGCUGUUUCUGAACAGCCUUUCUCAGCCGUAUUCACUGGAAGAGCAGGAACAAAUGCUUUCGUGUCUCAGCAUUGACAGCCCGUCUGUGUCAGACGCCAGUGAGAAGAACUCCAUGAAGGCUUCCCUCAGCCUGCGGGACACCAUGAGCUCCGGCAUCCAUUCCUGGAGCAGCCAGACAGACGGACAGAGCUUCAGCUGGAACAACGUGCUGAGCCGCAGCCGCCACACGGACACCCCCAGCUGCUUCAACGGAGUGAAAAUCCAGAUCAGGUUGUUGAGUGGAGAAAAUUUACACAUCAGGGAUUUCCACAGGACGAAGGUGGGAGACAUCGCCACUGGGAUAAGCAGCCAGAUUCCCGUCCCCGCCUUCAGCCUGGUGACGAAGGACGGCCACCCCGUUCACUACGACAUGGAAGUCCCCGACUCGGGCAUUGAGCUGCAGUGCACCCUGGCCCCGGACUGCAGCGUCAGCUGGGCGUGGAGAGUCAAACACGGGCAGCUGGAGAACAGGCCGUGAGGCCGCUCCUGUUGGAGAGGGUUUUGUACCUCGCUGAAACGUGGAAUUGCAAAAGCUUCCAAGCACCCCCUGCCAUGGAGCACCACGUGCUGGAGCCUGGUGCUGCAGUAGGAUAGUGGCUCAGCACGGUGCUCUCACCUCGCCGCCGUUCCGGCCCCUUUCAGGACAUGACCUGAAGCGUAGAUAUUCCCCAGAACAGUGGGGCAGUGCUUGUUUUGGGUGUGUUACAUUGAGCUUGAGAAUGGGAGGUGGCAAUUUCUGCUCUUGAGAGGAAUACGAUUGUGCUCAUCAGGAGGAUGUGGAGGCCGGGUGAGAGCUCCCAUUGCUCAGCAAAGGGAAGCCAGUUGUUGCUGGGCUGGAAGGAGGCUGUGUGUCCUCAGAGCACCCAGGGGAGCAGGUUGGUGUCCUCUGAGCUGCAGGAAGGCCGGGACCUGGCUGCAGGCUGUGGGUGGCAGCAGCUCUGCCUCAAGAGAAGACACAGCAGUAACUGCCGGGGUUCUGGUCUCACCUUCCAUGCAGACCUUUCCUUCCUGAAUCACAAAAGAGCUUUGUUUCCAGAAUGAGAUUUGCUUGCAGCUCUCAUCUGCCCAUCUGCUCCUGCUGGAGGAGCACGGCCUGGCUGGGCAGAGCCACGGCUGCAGCCCCACGGCUCCACUGCAGGCAAUGGGGCAGAGGAAGGAUGUCAGCUCAGCCAACCUGUGCUGCCAGAUUCCAUCUCUCCAUCCCGCAUCCAGCUGUGGAUCCAGCCCCGGUUCAGCCCCUCCUCACGGGCUGGGCAGCAGAUGGGCUUUUGUGCCUUUAUUUCUGGGGAACUUAAUGACUGAUUUGUGUGUUUCUAUUUUGUGUGUUGAACCCACGUGUGCCCAGUUCGGGUGGGCAGGUGCUGCUCUCCCUUUGCUGACAGCUCUGGGCCGGCGGUGAAGGGAAACUCACUUAAAGCAGCUGAUGGAGCCCUGAUCCAGCUCUGGAGCUUUGAGCUGUGCCCCACAGCUGCUCCCUCCAGCUCCCACCACCCGUGGCAGCGUUGUCCCCAACCGGAGCCGUACAGCUGAGCUGCUGUAGGAAAGUGGAACUCUCGAAGAAAACUCAAACCCAUCCCCUCUGUGGGUUUAAUCCCUUAUAGCACUUUUUUGUUCUCGAGCACUUAACCCGCUGUGUGAAUCGGGCUCCCGGCUGUUCUGAACCUCAGCCCCCCAUGGAAGCAUCCCAAUAACCGCGAUGCGUUUCCCGGCGCAGCCUGCAGAGCUUCACGCCUCCCGUACAGCAUUAACGCCGCUCCGGGGGCUGCGGGUGCACAGCGGGGCCGAGCGGGGCUGGGGGGGUGAAGGUGACCUGCAGCUUCACCGGGGAGAAAUAAAAGCUGGGGAUGAAGAAAAGAAAGGCGGACCACGGGCUGUCAUUGCUGCGCCGGCCCCGAGAGCAAGUGGAGCCAGCACAAAUUGCCAGCAUUACCAGCACCGCUCCGCACUCGGGUCGGUUUAUUAGCAGUUCUGCUUUAACAGGCCCUCGGUAUAUAAAAAUACUGCCGUAUCCAAAGGAGCGGUUAAUGUUUUACAUCUCUGGCUUCAAGGCAUUUAUAAGUUACGCAUUCAUAUUCCCAGCCCUUCCCCAGGAGCAGCGUUAGUUACAGCGGGGAGCUGCGUUCCGGGCAGCCGGGACGGGGGCAGCGGGGAACGGAGCGGAGCCGGGCGCUGCGGGGGGAGCAGCAGCAGCAGCAGCAGCAGCGCUGGGUCCAGCCACUGUGAACCCACGGGAGCGCCGGGCCGUGCUCCUCCAGCACGGAGAUGUUAAGGAAGACGUAGAAAGUGAGCGUUAAAACAGCACCCCGCCAGCUGCUGGGGCUCCCAGGUGGGAUGUUGGCAGCAGCUCCGUGAUGGGGGCACAGCCGGCUCUGCAGAACGAGCCGUCCAUGGGCUCCGAGGGACGAGAGGCACCGGCAGCGCCGCUCCUGCCCGGCGGCAGGAGGUCAAAGGCACCGGCAGCUGAAGGGCGCAGCGGGGCCAAGAGCCGCCCCGAGCGCUGAGUGCGAUGCGGCAGCUCCGGGAAGCAGCUCGCGGCGCUGCCCGCUCCGCCCGCCGGGAGAACGAAGCAAGCGCUGGGGCAGCCCCGCGGUGUGCGGGGCCAUGGGGGCGAUGGGGGCCAUGGGGGCGGACGGAGCCGAGCGGGCCCCGCUCCCACCCCGCGUCCCGGCGCGGCUCACAGCGCCAUGUCCGCCGUUGCCUGCAGGCUCUGCCCCGCCGCCCGCUUCUUGGCGCUGCCGCGGCCCUUAUCAGCGCGUCGGUACGGGUUGUUCCGCAGAUCUG